This is a messenger RNA of Adineta steineri, 831 nucleotides long. NCBI's taxonomy places the organism in Eukaryota, Metazoa, Rotifera, Eurotatoria, Adinetida, Adinetidae. The record is from the annotation of a GenBank genome assembly.
AUGUUUGGUAUUAUACAAAACAAUUUUUUUCCAAGACUGACCGUACGAUCACAUCGUAUCUGUUAUAUCUUUUUGUUGAUAUUAUUUGUAUUUGUGAACAUUUCCUAUAGAUCGGAUGAGUUCGUCGAUAAACAAUCAGCUGCAUGCGCUGAGCUUUGUCCUUAUUCUAGUAUACUAAAGCGCAACUCAAUUGAAUUCAAUGUCACACAUACUAUUCGGCACUAUCCAGAUUUCGUCUGUCCACAAAAUUUUCGUAACCUCGCCGAUUGGAUAUUUGGUUGGCCUAAUCAAUUUGAAGAGCACCUCGACAUAACCACCGAUGAUGGAAAACGUAUUGCACCAUGCCUACCUAGUGGUAGUAUUAUUUAUGUUCGCAUAUGGGCAAUCGAUGAAUUUUUCCGUAUCAUUUAUCCUCAUUUACAAAAUCAUUUUGUGUUGAUUACUGGUGAAGGUGAUAUUUCAUCACCAAAUGAUCUGCAAUAUCUUGAACGCUCUGAUUCAAAAAUUAUUCACUGGUUUGGUCAAAACGGGCAAUAUGACGUUUCACGAAUUAAAAAAUUUACUCAUAUACCCAUUGGUAAGUCAGAGCUAGGACAAGUACAAGUACCGCAAGAAUAUGUACCAAGUAUUCUUCCUCAAGUACAAGUAAAAGUACCAAGUACUCUUCCUAAAGUACAAGUACAAGCACCAGGUAUUCUUCUACAAGUACAAGUACCAAGUACUCUUCCUCAAGUACAAGUACAAGUACCGAGUACAUCUUCGAAAUACUUGUACUUGUACUUUCUACUUGAAGAAGUACAGAAAGUACAAGUACAAAUACUUGCGUCCUAG